Messenger RNA from Alternaria burnsii, 894 nucleotides. RefSeq lists its product as uncharacterized. Gene Ontology annotation, molecular function: protein dimerization activity. The coding region runs from base 1 to 894 and encodes 297 amino acids. NCBI's taxonomy places the organism in Eukaryota, Fungi, Ascomycota, Dothideomycetes, Pleosporales, Pleosporaceae. The transcript has a single exon. The record is from RefSeq and is a predicted model, not a curated record.
AUGAACGCCCCGAGUAAUGCGCAGGGAAACAAGAUCGAGCCUACCGACCACUCUCCACCACAAAACACUAUGCCGUACACGAACUAUUUCGACAACCCCUACCUCAAUGAGCCGGCUCCGGACUACUCGCUCAACACCUUUUUCGACUCCGAUUCUUUCUUCGACCAGGCCUUGACGUCCGUAGAGGGUGUUACCGACACAUCGAAAGCGCAAGAAACAUUCGGCUCAACAUAUUCUGCGACAAACAUCCCAUCAAGAAGCAACGAACAACCUAUGACGCAAGCAUUCAAUUCACACCCUAGUCAACUUGGCCAAUAUCCAUUCAGCUUCGCGAUAAAUACGAGGCAAUUCCAACCGAACGAACCAGACAGCUUUUCCCCUACAAGCACAACGUCGCAACCCUCGUCAUUCAGUGGAGACGCGCCGCAACCGCUCAUAUCGCCUUCCCUUUCACCCCACAUGCUGAAGCGCGAAUCCCCAUCAUCGCCAACCUCUGCAUCCGAAUCGUCCACUCCCAAACGCCCCACGAGGAAGCGGGGUCGACCGAAGAUGGACCGUAGUAGCACCGACAACGAAAUCAUGACCUCUCCAACUACUACAAAAUAUCAGCGUUCGAAACGUCUACCACAUAACCAGGUUGAGCGCAAGUACCGAGAAGGGCUCAACUCGGAGUUGGAGAGGCUGAGAAGGUCCGUACCGAUAUUGAGGCAGAGCGACGAGGCUGGUGCGAUAGGGCAUCCGAAACCGAGCAAAGCGAUGAUUUUGUCAUCGGCGAUUGAGUAUAUUCAGAGUAUUGAGAAAGAGAGGGAUGCGCUGAUUGAAGAGAACGAUAGGUUACGGCGGGAGAGAUAUGAAGCGCCGGCGCAAAGCAAUUGGGACGGAAUGAACUUUUGA